UCAAAUUUCAGACACUGCAAGAAUAUCAUCUACAAAGGAUUACAUUUUUUUUUUCCAUCUUACUAAAGCUUCUGGAAGCCCAAAGAAAUACCAUUCUAUAUAAAACCUGUGAGCUGGCUUUACUUCUAACCUAAGAUGUCUUCAGUAACUAUGCCAGAUCGAUUUGCAUUUCUUCAUGUCUUAGGCAUUCUGUCUCUGACGCCCAUCAGCUUUGGAGCUGAUUUAGGUGUUGCGGUGCCCAUAGGAUGCGGCACGCGCGCGGCGGACUUGGCGGAUUCGCCGGACUCACGCGCGCUGCUGCUGUGUCCCGCAAACUGCACGCUGUGGAAACUGUCCGUGUUCGGCUCCGGGCUUUACGCCUCCAUCUCCAGCAUCUGCGGUGCCGCGUUGCACAGUGGGAUUAUAGGUGCGUCGGGAGGAGCUGUGGAGAUUCAGAAACUGGGGGGCAGGAGUCACUAUCUCAGCUCUUACUCACACGGCAUCCAGACUCAGUCUUUGUCCAGCUGGAGUGCAUCAUUCACUGUAGCCAGAGCAAUCAGCUUGCCUUUGGAAGUGUCUAGUCAAACCAUCACUGCUGAAAUCCCAGCAUCUGGAGCAGCAAAGAAAGCUGUCAAGAAAAACCAGAAGAAACCUCAAGUAGCAGAAAACAGAGAUUGUCUUGUGGAUAUAGCUCUGAUUCUGGACAGCAGCUAUAAUAUAGGACAUCGGCGCUUCAACCUACAGAAGAAUUUCAUUGGUAGACUAGCAGCAAUGCUGAAGGUUGGGCCAGAUGGACCACAUGUGGGAGUGGUGCAAGCCAGUGAGACGCCUCGGAUUGAAUUCUACCUGGGCAACUAUAGCAUGCCCAAAGAUGUGAUUUUUGCCCUCAAAGAGGUAGUUUACGGUGGGGGCAACACCAAUACAGGCAAGGCCAUACUCCAUACAGUAAGGAACUUUUUCAAUCCUGAUUUUGGAAUGCGAAGAGGUCAUCCACGGAUUAUUGUGGCAUUUGUUGAUGGAUGGCCUUCUGACAACUUGGAUGAUGCAGCAGUAAUGGCUAGAGAAUCUGGAAUGAACUUGUUUAUAGUGAAUGUGGCCAAACCUAUCCCAGAGGAGAUGGGAAUGGUGAGGGAUCAAGACUUCAUGAAAAAGGCAGGCUGCAAAGACAAUGGUUUCUUCACAAUGACCAUUCCAAGUUGGUUCAGCACAAGUAAAUUUGUGAAGCCUCUGGCUCAGAAGCUCUGCUCUAUUGACCAGUUGCUCUGCAGCAAGACAUGCUAUAACUCAGUCAAUCUGGGCUUCCUGAUUGACGGAUCCAGCAGUGUGGGAGAUGCAAACUUCAAACUAGUGCUAAGCCUCCUAAGCGCCAUUGCUCGCAACUUUGACAUUUCUGACGUUGGCUCACGCAUUGGGGCUGUGCAGUUCACAUAUGACCAGAGAUUGGAGUUUGGCUUCAGUGAUUAUACAAAAAAGGAUGAAGCCUUGAGAGCCCUCCAGAACAUCCCAUACCUAAGCGGUGGUACAGCCACUGGAGAUGCCAUCACCUAUGCUAUGGAGAAUCUCUUCCAGUCCAAAACCAUGGGUAUGGGCAAGAAGUUUCUUAUCAUUGUUACUGAUGGCCAGUCCUAUGAUGAUGUUAGAGGGCCAGCCAUAGCUGCUCAAAAGCAAGGGAUCACAGUGUUCACUGUGGGUGUAGCUUGGGCUCCAAUGGAGGACCUGAGAGCCAUGGCAUCAGAACCCAAAGAGACACACACCUUCUUUACCCGCGAGUUCAGUGGCCUUGAGCAGUUUGAGCAGCCCAUUGUACGGGCAAUCUGCAGGGACUUCACAGAGUUCAAUUAGAAAGUUAUGGAUUUGGGUGGGUAGGAAGUAGAAAAAAAAAAGAAAGCAAUAAAGAGAAAACUAGUUGAAAAAAAAAACCCAAUGUUUUGGUUUAGCUUUUGGUUUAGUCAUUUCUUCACCUAUUAGAACAAAAAUACAGGGUGUCCCAAAAGUCUCUAUCCAAAGAGGAAAUUAACACUUUUUUUUUAAAGCCAAAUGUAACUUUAUUAACAAAACAUCCUCUACAUGAUUGAUUGCGAUUUCUUUGUAAACACACAUGGAGUCGUCUCUCUCACUCAUGAUGAGCUCGUGUUAACACAAUCUGGUGUUAUGCAUGUAAUUGCAUGUCCAUUGCAACCUUGUGACAGCUUCCUGAUCCAGCCAUGAGAAUCCUUUUGUCAAAGGCAUUCUUAAAGGAUAUCCGAAAAAAUAAAUAAACUGAGUAUCAAAAAUUUUGCAAGACAUUUUCCUAAAAAAAAAAGUGUUAAUUUCCCCUAUACAUGGGGACUUUUGGGACACCCUGUAGUUUUUUUUUUUCUUUUCAAACUAGGUUUAUUCUCUCUGUGCAGAGAUUGCCCAUUUAUUAUAUUGUUUUGUCAUGAGAGGAGUCUGCAAGGUUUUUGCUUUAGUAGUGCGAUUGAACCAAAGGAUUCUAUGACUUAUUCUGAGACUGUGUAACUCUAUAUUAAACUCAUACCUAACAAUGGCAGAUGUUAUUAUUAGAGACGCAUCCUGGCAUUCUGGUUUCUGGUAUUCUAGAAGAAAGAAAGGACGAAAAAAAGGAUUUGAUGUGUCUGUCACUGGCUGCUCAAGAGAGAUUUAACGUCCAUGCCGAUGAUUUAAAAAAAAAAAACAAAAAAAAAAAACAGCAGGUUUGACAAGGCUGCCCUCUUGUGCAUGUCAUUAGUACUACAGAAAGACUGAAAGAAGUCCCACAGGUUGAAGGCCAAUCCAUAGCAUCGUCCGGGUUAUAUCACACCAUGCACUUACACAAGCACUGUAAUGCACACAGCUUUUUGCUCUACAUCUUCUCGUCAUAUAUUAUGGUCACAUUUUAUAUUCAUAUUUCUCAUUCUACACGUGUUCACAAUUGAGAUGUUGAGAAUUACAUUUGAAUUAUACAUACUAACAUUGUUCUGACCACACAAUUGUUUCCUAAAUUAUGCUUAAUGCUCAAUUAUGCUCUUACCAUGUCUUUCUUAUAUAUACAUAAUUAUGCAUGCUUAAGUGCCUUGCGAACUGAGAAGCAACAGCAGAGUGAUUGUACAUUUCUGUUUAAUUUAUUACUUUCUUCUCAAUAAAGGACAAGGUAUUUUUACAA
Messenger RNA from Pangasianodon hypophthalmus (striped catfish), 3121 nucleotides. It is a transcript of the gene coch, whose product is annotated as coagulation factor C homolog, cochlin (Limulus polyphemus). The record is from RefSeq and is a predicted model, not a curated record. The transcript has 12 exons. Lineage: Eukaryota; Metazoa; Chordata; Actinopteri; Siluriformes; Pangasiidae. Bases 136 to 1821 code for a protein of 561 amino acids.